AUGGAACGCGACUCCACAGCAGCAGCGGGCGCCACACGUACACCAAAACCACAGGCCGGUAAAUACCGCGGAGAGUUUGCCCCUCCAUCUGCGCUCGCAUCGUUCAAGUUGGAUGAAGGUUACUCUGAUGAAACCAGAAGCCAAGCAGAAAAUGAAGUGAUUCAAACCUCAGACGAAGGUGUAGGUCUACCCAGCUGGAUUCUUGCACACAAUGAAACGGACAGAGCAGGCUGGAUCCAUUCGAGGAGAGACUCUCGCGCUGACAAUAAUAAUAUACAAGCUGCAAGCCCUCCUUGGAAUGAGCAGCACGAGACAGUUGAGGCUGACGGCGCUUCUGCCUCCGAGAUUAAUACCUUACCUGAUGCCGAGGGUGACCACGAGAUGCGUGAUGCCAGUUAUGAUGAUUACUCAGUAGGGUUAUCACAAGACCAAAACCGCCCUCGCCAACCAUUAGAAGUUUUCAGCCCACUGCACAGCCGAAAAUCGAGUCGAGCUGAUGGGUUCGCGAGGCAUAUGUCAUUUUACUCGCCGCUGACCAAUUAUACCCCUCAAGUGAGGCCGCCACAUCUCAUGAGGACGGCUAAUGGUACAUGCCGGUUGAAUUGGCCAUAUCUCUAUAGACAAAGGCGGAAACUAGAAGAUAACUGGCGGAAAGGCCACUUCGUUAAUUUCCAACUUCCUCAUCCAGCAUAUCCCUCAGAGGCGCAUACGGAAUGUGUAUAUACUAUUCAAUUCUCCGGAAAGUGGCUUGUCAGUGGGAGCCGCGACAGAACAGUAAGAGUCUGGAAUCUGGAAACAAGGAGGCUAAGAGGGAACCCCUUGGUAGCGCACAGCAAAUCAGUUCUCUGUUUGCAAUUCGAUCCAAGUCCAGAAGAAGAUAUAAUCAUCUCUGGAAGCAGCGAUAGAAGCGUGAUAAUUUGGCGAUUUUCCACGGGUGAAAAGAUCCACGAGCUCACAAAUGCCCAUCAGGAUUCUGUACUGAACUUGAGAUUUGAUAAACGAUACCUGGUGACAUGCUCGAAAGACAAAUUAAUAAAAAUUUGGAACCGUCAUGAACUUUGUCCGACGGACAAAGACUACCCCUCUUUCUUUAAUGGCACUGGUGUCAAAUACCCAUCCUAUAUCGUUGACACCUCUCUGAUAUCUCCUAGCGCACUGGAAGCCCAAAUCGCAAAUCGACAGAUCAAAACACUACCACCUUACUCACUACUAAUGACCCUUGACGGCCAUGGUGCGGCUGUAAAUGCGAUUCAAAUGAAUGAAAAUGAGAUCGUCUCUGCCUCCGGCGAUCGUUUAAUCAAAGUAUGGGAUAUACACAAUGGUGCCUGUCUGAAAACUUUGAUUGGUCACAAGAAAGGCAUCGCGUGUGUUCAGUUUGAUAGCCGGCGAAUAGUAAGCGGGAGCAAUGAUGACACCGUUCGUAUAUACGAUCAUGCCUCGGCGGCUGAGGUCGCGUGUUUGCACGGGCACCGUGGACUCGUGCGAACCGUCCAGGCUGGUUUUGGUGACCCACCUGGGGCAGACGAGACAUUGCGACUUGAAGCUAUGGCGGUAGACACUCAAUAUUGGAAGGCUCGGCUCCGUGGCGACAUCGCUGAAUCGAGCUCAGCAGUCCGGCGCCUCCAAGAUCAUGCCCGAAAGACCACGAAGGAAAGUGGGUUAUUGGACAAAGACUACGCCAGGAUGAAGCUGUCAGAGCAGCCGGCGCGAAUGUGGUUCCAGAUACCAGGGCCCCAACCAGCCAGCCAAUUCCUCUGCUCCCAAGCCAAGCACCGCAAGGUUUUAUUGGGUUACCAUCUAUGUCCCAAACCUCCCAGCAAAACUCAUCUGCUUCAACAAUUCAGUCAAACCCGCCGAAUGCCAAUACAACGAUCCCUCAAGGCACAACGAACGAUGCAGGACCACCUUCCCUGA
Messenger RNA from Histoplasma mississippiense, 1914 nucleotides. RefSeq lists its product as hypothetical. NCBI's taxonomy places the organism in Eukaryota, Fungi, Ascomycota, Eurotiomycetes, Onygenales, Ajellomycetaceae. Gene Ontology annotation, molecular function: protein binding. The transcript has 3 exons. The record is from RefSeq and is a predicted model, not a curated record. Bases 1 to 1914 code for a protein of 637 amino acids.